Molecule: messenger RNA, 8045 nt
Organism: Stereum hirsutum FP-91666 SS1
Lineage: Eukaryota; Fungi; Basidiomycota; Agaricomycetes; Russulales; Stereaceae
Exons: 13
Coding region: 585-7901 (2438 amino acids)
Cellular component (GO): nucleolus; small-subunit processome; 90S preribosome
Source: RefSeq, a predicted model, not a curated record
CGCCACACAUCAUGGAGGACGAGGUGUAUGAGCCUCCGGCGAAGCGGUUUAAGCAUCAGUCGUACCAGCGGACGUUGAAGGAUGUGCAUUUGCCUUCUGCGCUGGUGCAGUCCAAGUUCGACCAUGAUAUUGCUGACAACCAAUCGCACUUCCACGAAGCCCUCGAACACUGGAGACAACUGAACCUCUCACCCGGCUUCGUAAAGUUCGCAGGCAAAGCCGAUGGAUUAUCAGCUUCGCUUCCUCUGCUACUUCAUCAUAGCAAUGAUAUAGUCACACUCUGGCUCACUGCGCUGGAGACUUCGGACGAUGAGGGAUUGCGAGCAUUGCUAGAUCUCAUGCAAAAACUCGCACACGACCUCCGCACGACAAUCUCAUCUUCAUAUCCCCAGCUCCUCGAUCGUCUCCUCAUACUCCUCCAACGUUCCCUCUCCGCCCCGGCGCUCACAGCCCUCCUCGCCACAUUCUCCGCUCUCUUCAAAUAUCUCCUCGUACCCUCUUCCUCCGAUGAACCCCUCGUAUACACCACAUGGACUCAAAUAGCCGCUGCGUUACCGAAGUGCGAGGCGGAGACGCAGAGGGCGAUGGCGGAGGUCUGGGGCUCGUUGUUGAGGAGGCUGAAGAGUGGACAGAGGGAGGGAGUGAUUAAAUUAAUGGUGGAAGGAUUGGAGGGUGUCGAAGAUCCGUGCGCGUGGGCUAUUAUAUUUGCUUGCAAGUCCGUCUCGCAAACGCUGCAUACGGCGUCUGCGUCCGUCAUACGACCGCUGGUCAAAGCACACCUCGAGAGCUCACGUCCUGCCUUGUCGUUGACUUGUGUGCGCCGUGUACUUACGGCGCUCAUACAUCAUGUGAAAGGGUCGGAACAAUUCAGUCCUGUUGCUGAAGUCGUGCUCGAGGAGUUCACCGUCGUAAGCGCCGGGGACGACGAAGAGCGGUUAGGGAGAGCGUUGGAUAUCGCAUCCAUAGUGAGCUCUGUGAGACAUGGUUCUCGUCUGAAGCCACAACAAGUAUCCACCCUCGUCUCUCACUUCCCCUCCCUCCCCCUCACCCCGACUCUUCACGACUCCCUUCUUCAUUUCGCUCUGUCAACGGUCACAGCCGGCGACAUGGCCCUCUGGAUCGGACCAGGCCGCAAACUGAUCGAACACUCCUGGAAAGAUAUCUCUUUCGGCAUGAAGCUCUGUGGCGCACUAUCCGAACUCCAAUGGGGCGGCUGGAAAUUAGUCGAAUCGCCGCACGUUGUCAAAUUGACGUCUACAUUACUGGCUGAACGUCCGAAGGAGGCCGUGUCACUUUUGGCGGCGCUGUGGAAGGCUGGAAGGUUAAGUGAGGUGGAUCAGGCGUGGAAGGGCAGGGUGGAGGAGUGGGUCGGGGAGUGGUUUGGGCGGUGGGAAAGGACGGAGGAAAAGAUCGAAGAGAUGCAUGAUGUGUUGGCGCUCAUGGGGGUCGUGCCCGCAAAGUUGCCGCUCUUGGUGGCGGUUGCCGGGGGGAUAUUGAAGGAGGAGGACGUCUUAGCGGAUUACGAGGCGUCUUACGCGAACUCGAGCUGGGUGCUCGGUGCGUGUCUCGAGCAGCUCUCGAAGCCGUUCCCAAAGGGAGUCAAAGUGGACAUCCCCGUCCGGGAGUGGGCGGAGAAAAUCAUCGAGAAAUGGAAUUGGUCGGAGCAUGUGCUGGGUGCGCUGGUGGCACUCGUUGAAGCAAGACCCUCUUCCGGACAGACUCUUAUCUUGACAGACGUUUACCCCCAUCUCCAAGCCUCGCUACUUUCGCACUCCCGUAACCUUCGCCUCGCCGUUCUCCGCCUACUCAACGGGCCCCUCGUCAAAUGUACGAGCGGCCAACCUUCCAAGCAAGCCAUCGAGAAAGUUCUUCAAGCAGAAGAAGUCGCGCUCGACGUGCAAGGUGUUCGGGAGCGGUCCCUUCGCAUCUCCCGUCUAGACCAGUUCAUCUCCGUGGACGAUGAGACGGGGUCCGACAUUGCCGUCCGCUGGCUACUCGCACAGCUCAAAGUCAAUCUAAGACCGAUAUGGAAGCCGGCCGUCGAAGCGCUCUCCUCGCUCUCUGAGAGAAUGGGGGACGUCGUCUGGGAGCUGACGUUCGCUGAGUUGCGGAGGGUGACGAGCCGCGGCGAGGAAGAUAAGGAUAAAGUGUGUUUUCCGGGGUGGGUAUCGAGCCAGGGGAGUGGAGAUGAUGGUGACGGACCGUCGGAAGGCUUAGACGAUGUUAGGGAAGAUGAGAGGACUUGGAGAGAUCCGAGCGCGCACAAGGUUCGGACGGCAGUCGCGAUAUGGAAGUCGGGGCUUUCGUCUCGCGGAGACAUCGUGCGAGCACAGCGCCCCACAGACAGGCUCGACCGGGUCACGUACCACUCGCAGCUUUUGGCCGCGUUGGGGGCGUGUACAGCCGUGGCGGAGAAGAACAAUCGGACGCUCGUCCCGUUCUUCCUCGAGCUCGUGGGCGACGAACGCCCGCCCAAGCUCGCCCGCCCGACGCUCUCCGCCUGGCUCGCGCUCUUCUCCAAGUUCGCGAACCCUAGAGUGCUCUACGCGACUGACUCCCUCCACGCCCUCUACGUCUCCCUCCUUGCCCACCCCGACCGUUCCCUCCAGGGCCUCGCGCUCUCCUGCAUACUCACGUACAAGUCGCCGCAUCUCCUCCGACACGAGGAUAAACUCCGCGGACUGCUGGACGAGACGAGGUGGAGAGAUGUACUUACCGCCCUUGACCUUGCGGAGGUAGGCGAGGAGGACAGGAAGCAGCUCGUCGACGUCAUCGUACGUCUCUUGUUUGGGAUCAUGUUGGAGAGGAAAGGUCGGUCCCGGGGGAUGGACAGGAGGGCCGCCGUGCUUACCGCCCUUGGUGGAUGUACGGACGAUGAGUUGAACCUGCUCGUCGAUCUAAUGCUCAAGCCGUUGCUCCUCGACGGCGCCGCGCCUUCCUCCGGCUCUGCCGCCUUUGCUGUCCGCUCCAUUCCUGCCGACGUCUCGGCCAAGCAACAGCUCGGUUUCCUCAAUCUGCUCGGCGACGUCCUCCGGAACCUCGGUGCUCGCCUCAUGCCACGCUGGGACGACCUACUCGCCGCUACCAUCAGCCUCGUCGCUCGAGCACAAUCCCGCCUCGAGUCAUCUAAGGAAGACAAGGAUGCCCCGGACCAGGAUGCCCCGGACCAGGCGGAGGACGACGAGAAGGAAGAAGACGCCCCCGACGACGAUGAAGAAACCACUUCCGGCUCACAGAAGACUGUCCGUCAGAUCCGCCAGCUCGGUCUGAAGCGAUACGCCGAUUUCUUCCGCAACCCCGCUUCAUUCGACUUCUCAAAUUACAUCGCCGUGUCGUUCAAGGCGUUCAUUUCCCCUCGUCUCGCUACGCUCAGCCAGGAGAACACGCAAGCUCCCUCCGCACUUCUCGACCUCUUCUACGUCUGGGCCUCCCGGAAGGAGUAUGUUGGCUUCUUGGUCGACUUCGACGGACGGGUGUUGCCUCAGAUCUAUGCGUGUUUGGUCGCACCUGGCGUCAAGCCCGCCGUUGUCUCACGCGUCCUAGACCUCAUCGACAGGCUGCUACAACUAUCGAGCGAUGAGCCACAAGUCGCGGAUCACGUCGUCAAGCCACACGUCUCUGUUCUUCUCACCCAUCUCGCCACCCUCGUCGAGCGAACGAAGAAAGACGCGACGGUGUCCAACCCUCUCACACAGCGCCAGAUCUCCAUUCUCUCCCAGCUCUCGCACUAUCUUACCGACAGCGAACAAGCGGAAACGUUACUCUCUCUGGUCUCACCGUUGCUGCGGAAGACGAACAAGGUCGUGGGCGAGAAGGUCAAAACGGACUUACUCAAGAUCGUCGGGUCACUUAUCCCAUCUAUUCCUGCCAUCGCCGACGCCCAGAGCGCCGUAUUCGUCCAGCUGUACGAACUUCUGUCUACGCUCUUCCUCUCUGUCCGAUCUCGGCAGGCACGUUUGGCCCUCGUAGUCGCGUUCACUCAGCUUUCAAACAUCAACGAGGCUUUGCCGUCGUCACUUGCAGACCUAGUCACUUCGUUGAACGCCUACUCGACGAAACGACUCGAUGAACCUGACUUCGACCGUCGUGUCGAGGCCUUUACGCAACUCAACGAAACCGAACACGCCACGUUUUCACCUCAGCAUUGGCUCCCCGUCCUGUACAACUCGCUCCACUUCAUCCAAGAUCCCGAGGAGCUGGCUAUAAGAAGCAACUCCGCGCAAGCAAUGAAACACUUCACGGACAGAGUCGCCGCGAACCCCGACUCCGAAUACCAGACGAUCUUCCUCCGGAAGCUCUACCCCGCCCUGAAAAACAGUCUCCGAUCUCGUAACGAGAUGGUCCGCGCCGAGGUCCUCGGCGUCAUCGCCUACGCCAUCGCCAAAUGCGAACAUUUGAACACGUUCCUGGAUAUGCGCGUCCUUCUCGCCGGUGGAGACGAAGAGGCGAACUUUUUCAAUAAUGUGCAUCAUAUACAGCUGCAUAGGCGGACGAGGGCGCUGAGAAGACUGGCGGAUUUCUGCGAUGAGGGGAGGAUGAGGAGUGUUUCGUUGAUGGAUGUUUUCGUGCCGCUUGUGGGAAAUUUCAUCGCGUCGACGACGGAUGUGGAUCAUCAUCUGGUUACGGAGGCGAUUAGGACGACGGGACGGAUGGCGAAUCAGUUGGGCUGGGGAGCGUAUUAUGCGCUGGUGCAGCAAUAUUUGAGGCUUUCGAGGCAGAAGAACGCGUCGGAGAAGGUCUAUAUCCGGACGUUGGUCACCAUUCUGGACAAUUUCCACUUUCCUAUGGGAGAUAUCGUUGACGAGGAGAAGGAGGAAGAACCAGAACCGGAGCAGGCAACGGCAGAGGGCGAACAGGCAGAGCUGGAAGAGGAGCCCGUUGUAGUCGUACCAGCUGAACCGUCAGGUCCCAAGCCAGUACCUACAUCUCGUAUCGCCGAUGCCGUCAAUGGACGACUCCUUCCCUCUCUCCUUCGACAUCUCGAACGACGUGACGAGAACGAAGACACCCUGCGUAUCCCCAUCUCCAUCGGUAUCGUCAACGUAGCGAAACAUCUUCCUGAGGCAGACCGAGAACCACAGGUCCUUCGACUCCUCACCAUCCUCAGUCAGGUCUUCAGAAGCAGGUCGCAGGAGACUCGAGAUCUCGCUAGGGACACGUUCGCCCGCAUCGCGGUCAUCUUGGGCUCGAAAUACCUCCCGAUCAUGUUGCGCGAACUCCGCGCUGCUCUGCUCCGUGGACCUCAUCUGCACGUCCUCGCAUAUGCAACGCAUGCGCUCCUCGUUCAUAUCACCAAUUCCGACAACGUUGCCUCGUUCAAGAAUCUAGACGAAUGUGUGGCCGAUGUAGCUCAUGUAUCGGCGGAGGUCAUAUUCGGCGAACCGGGCAAGGACACGAAAUCUGAGGGAUUCAAGACGAAGAUGCGCGAAGUCCGCUCCUCGACGUCCAAAGGCCUCGACUCCUUCGCUAUUAUAGCCAAACACAUCACGCCUUCGAAGAUCAGCGGUCUUUUAGUCCCACUGCGUAAGAUAAUGCGGGAGACGGAGGCGUUGAAGAUGAUGCAGCAAGUUGACGAGGUGCUGAGGCGGGUCGCGGGCGGAUUGAACUCGAAUGAGUAUCUCGUGCCGGGGGAGUUGUUGAUUUUGUGUCAUACGUUGAUCAGUCAGAACUCGAAGUUUUCGCAACAAGGUGCGAAGAGGGUGACGAAGAGGAAGAUCAAGGGAGAUGCGAUUGUGCAGACGAAGAGGAAUGUGGUGGCUGAGGCUGAUCAUUGGACUACGAAUUCGUUCCGCUUCGUCGUCUUCGGCCUCGACCUGCUCAACACUGCCUUCCGCCGCUCUCGUUUCGAUUUCCACGACCCGAAUAUUAUCGCCCGCCUCGAGCCCAUGGUCGCCGUCAUCGGCAACACCCUUUAUUCUGAAAACAGCCAAGUCCUCGUCCAAGGCCUCAAAGCCUCCGCCUCCAUCGUCAAAUGUCCCCUCAAAUCCAUCGAAAAAUCCCUCCCUGUCUUCCUCCGCCAAACCAUCGAUCUCAUCCGUCAGACCGGAAGCACCGACUCCGAAGUCGUACAGAACGCGUUCCGCUCAUUGUCCAUCAUCAUCCGGGACCAACCCUCCGCGCAAGUCAAGGAGAAAGAUCUCAUCUUCAUACUCGAGCUUCUUUCGCCGGAUCUGGAGGAACCGGAUAGGCAGACGGCGGUGUUCACGAUGUUGCGUGCGAUCGUGUCGCGCAAGUUCGUCGUUCCGGAGAUAUACGACCUCAUGGAUAAAGUCUCCGAGGUUAUGGUGACGAGUCAGGCCAAACAGGUUCAGGAGCUGUGUCGUGGGGUUUUGUUGCAGUUCUUGCUCGAUUAUCCGCAGGGUAAAGGGAGGCUGCGGAACCAGAUGACCUUCCUCGCGAAGAACCUCUCGUAUGUAUACGAGAGUGGCAGGAAGUCGGUGAUGGAGCUGCUCAGCGCCGUUCUCAUCAAGUUCGACAAGGCGAUCAUCAAGGAGUAUGCGGAUAUGAUGUUCGUGGGGCUCGUGAUGGUCAUCGCGAAUGACGAUUCGGCGAAGUGCAGGGAGAUGGCGGCGGAGGUGAUUAAGGCUCUGUUUAGGAGGCUGGAGGCGGAUCAGAGGAGGGUGAUACUGUCGCAUCUGCAUUCGUGGUGCAGUCAGCAAGGGAAGGUUCAGUUGACGAGAGUCGGGUGUCAGGUGUAUGGUCUGCUCGUGGACGUGUUGCAGACGGAGGCUACGCCCUAUCUGCCCGUUAUCAUGGAAGACUUGAACGCCACGCUCGUACGGAGCGCACAACUAUUCGAUCAGGACGAUGAAGGAGACGAUGAUGAGUCUUCCGACAUGGACGCCGAUGGGGUAUUGGAAUGGCAAGUCCCCUACCACGCCCUGACAGUCCAAUCCAAAAUCCUCCGCGUCUUUCCUUCCCUCACCACUCAACCCCAAAAACUGCCCUGGCCAUCCAUCGUCUCGCAUCUCCUCUUUCCUCACGCCUGGGUCCGCACCGCAUCCUCUCGUCUCCUGGGUUCGUUGUUCUCUGCCGUCCCGGUCGCACCUCCGAAGCCCCAGGAGGAAUAUGAGAGUGUAUCGCCGUUGUAUGGGGUGGAUGUGAAGGAUGUGGCGGCAAAGUUGUGUUCGCAGUUGAGGAGUCCGUAUUUGGAUGAGGGGUUGGCGUUGCAGGUUGUGAAAAAUUUGUUUUGGGUGGGGAAGUGUUUUAUUGCUGUGGAUGUUGAUGUUGCAGACGCUGCCGAGAGUGGAGCUGAGGAUGAAGAGCUAGAAGUCGCCGGGAAGGGUGAUGCUGAGGAGGAUGGUGAAGGUGAACGUGCAGAUGGAGAUGGAGAGGAGGGUGAGGCCGAAGAAGCAGAGGCGGAGGAUGCAGAGGAGAAGAGGAAGGAUAAUCCCCUUGCCUGGCUCUUCUCGAAGUUGUCAUAUCAGGCUCGGUCGGCCCAUAUCGCUCGUCGAAAUCGUUCGGCCAAUACCGAAACCUGGUAUCAUCAACCAUCUGCCAUUCUUCGUUGGUUUGCAGCCAUGGUCACGUACAUGGAGCCUUCGAAGGUCGAGCUUUUCCUCGUUCAUAUCCUGACGCCGCUGUAUCGCAUAACGGACGAUGAUACCAUCCGUGAUCCGCACAUGGACGAACUGAAGACGACAGCGACGGAACUUCAGGACCUCGUCCAACAAAAAGUGGGGACCACGAAGUUCGCCAACGUGUACAACAAGAUACGACAGAAUGUGCUUGGGGUGCAGAGGGAGAGGAGGGCGGCGCGGAUCACGAGGGUGACGACGAACCCCCAAGCAGCGGCGAAGAGGAAGCAGCAGAGAGGGACGGCGAAGAAGGAUAGCAGGAAGAGGAAGAAUUCGCUGUAUGCAGAACGAAAAGGCGGGUUGAAGAAAGGGCGACAUGCAUGAUUGUCUCCCAUUAUCGCGCGCCACCGCCACACGCCAUGCUAUUACCCUAAAUUAUUUACCUACAAUUCUCUUGCUUCUCUUGGGAUUUUUCUUGGCCUCGGACAUUGCUCGAAAAGUAUUAUAACACGCACAAACUGUAAAAUG